UCCAUCAGGCUGUGCCUGCACCUCCUCUCCAUCCCAGCAUUUACUGUGAUGUCACCAGGCUAGGCUUUGCCAUGCAUUUGUGAUGCCCACUUGUGGCAGCUGCAGCUGCUGUGGUAUCAGUGUGGGCAGGACGUCAAGGUGGGCAACACUGGGCUGCAAAGACAACGCAAUGCUCUCACUUCUAAUUACAUUGCUCAUGGCAUCUAAGGGACACGCCCAUGACCACCAAGUUCUGUGUGGCCACAGACCUGCCUUUCCAAACUCAUCAUGGUUGCCGUUCCGUGAGCUGCUUGAAGUCCAGCAUGGUGAAUUCCCAUGGCAAAUUAGAAAUAGCAGUGGUGAACAUCACUGUAGUCAUGGGAACCAAGACUUUCAGCGACUUCAACUUGGAGAGAAAGCAAGUGCAGAAGAUCAUUGCUCACAAGGAUUACAAGCCGCCCCACCUUGAUAGCGACCUCUGCCUGCUCCUGCUCGCCACACCAGUCCAAUUUAAUAAGGUCAAAAUACCCAUCUGCCUGCCUCAGAAGGAGAGCUCCUGGGACCGGUGCUGGAUGGCAGAGUGGACGUCAACUCACAGCCACGGCUCAGCCAGAGGCUUCAACAUGCACAUGACGAAGCUGAGAGUGGUGCAGAUUAAAUGGAGAGCAUGUGCCAAGAGGGUGGCUCAGCUCUCCAGGAGCAUGCUUUGUGCCUGGAAGGAAGUAGGCACCAACGGCGACUGCCAGGGAGACAGCGGGGCACCCAUGGUCUGUGCUAACUGGGAGACUCGGAGGCUCUUUCAAGUGGGUGUCUUCAGCUGGGGCAUAACCUCAGGUUCCAGGGGGAGGCCCGGGAUGUUUGUGUCUGUGGCUCAGUUUAUCCCAUGGAUCCUGGAGGAGACACAGAGGGAGGGAAGAGCCCUCACCCUCUCAAAAGCCUCGAGAAGCCCCUUGACUUGCGUUUCACGAUACCCCAUGUUGCUAAGCCUGGGGUCUCAAAUACUGCUUGCUGCCAUGUUUGCCGGGGAUAAAUCAAAUUGCUAAGCU
Molecule: messenger RNA, 1025 nt
Organism: Peromyscus leucopus (white-footed mouse)
Lineage: Eukaryota; Metazoa; Chordata; Mammalia; Rodentia; Cricetidae
Product: serine protease 55-like
Exons: 5
Coding region: 219-1022 (267 amino acids)
Biological process (GO): proteolysis
Molecular function (GO): serine-type endopeptidase activity
Source: RefSeq, a predicted model, not a curated record